Linum trigynum is the source of this 1086-nucleotide messenger RNA. NCBI's taxonomy places the organism in Eukaryota, Viridiplantae, Streptophyta, Magnoliopsida, Malpighiales, Linaceae. The record is from the annotation of a GenBank genome assembly.
AUGAAGGUGAAGAAGCAAAAGCGGCACCGGCGAGCCGUGCGUUUCUUCACCGCGGUUUUCGGAUUCCGGCAGCCGUACAAGGUUUUCUGCGACGGCACGUUCAUCCACCACCUUAUCGCGAAUCGCGUCGUUCCGGCCGACACGGCCAUCUCCACUGUCCUCGGCGGCCCAGUGAAGCUCUUCACUUCCAGAUGCGUUGUUGAGGAGCUUAAGCGGCUCGGCCAUUCUUAUUCUGAAUCCCUCGAGGCUUCUCAGAAGCUCAUGACUGCAAGGUGCGAUCACGAGGGGAAGAAGAGUGCAAAAGCUUGCCUAAUAGAUAUAGUUGGGGAAAAUAACCCAGAGCAUUUCUUUGUUGCUACCCAGGAUGCUGAUUUGCGGAAGAAGUUCCAGGAGGUACCAGGUGUCCCGCUGGUUUAUGGUCUGAGAAAUGCACUCUUCCUUGAGCAGCCAUCAACAUUUCAGCAUGAGUUUGCCAAAAGUUCUGAAGCACGUCGCUCUAAGUUGUCAGAUCAAGAGCGUGAGGCUUUAAUAAAGGAGACUGGUCACAUCUUGGAAACUGCAGAAGUAGCUUCUGCAGAUGAACUUGAAGGUCCAAAGCAUGACGUCCGGAAUAAAGGAUUAAAUGUCAAAGAUAGACCUCAAUUUAAGAGAAAGAGAGCCAAGGGGCCGAACCCGCUGUCAUGCCUGAAAAAGAAAAACAUAAACCAAGCGGCUUCUGUGAGCAAGGGGAGUAACGCUUCUGAUAGUUCUGAGGUGAAUAGAAGCAGGAGUAGAAAAAGACCAGAGAAAAAAGAGAGAGGCGGAAGUGGCUGUGGUGAUCUCUUAUUAGCUGUCUCAGCGAACCUCACAUUUUUUCGAGUCGAAACAUAUUCGGUAAUGAUUCAGCUUCCAGGACACAAGACGAUGCUCUUUAAGCCCUUUGACCGCUCUCUGUCCAAGAAUGCAGAUAAUGCCAUCUUUAGGAGUUGCAUACAGUUGGGGGGACUAAUCAGGUUCCUCUGUUGGGGCUGGACGAAACAGUCAGCCGAGUCAAUUCUGGUAUAUCUGUUAUGGAACUCCUGCAGCGUAAAAGCUUUCUGUAACUAG